AUGUCAAGGUCGUCAAAGAGUAGACGUUCAGGGGGGUCCUCUGUGUCGUCUAGGGUGAAGACAGCGGCUCGUUCAGCAGAAUUAGCAAGGUUGAAACUAGAGCAGGCUGAGAGAAGAGCAAAAGCAAAGGAAAAACAAAUGCAAGAACAGAUAGAAUGUGAGUUACAAGAUUUGCGGGACCAAGCGGAGUACUCUCAGUUAGAAGCCGAACUUUUGGCAGCCGAUGAGGCAGACGAAAGAUAUAGUGACUGCGGAAGCAUGCGUAGUUUAUCAAAGGCUGUAGCUGGUAACAGGGUUAAUAUGAAGGUAGAAGUAAAAAAUUCGACACCACAGGACAGAGCUUUCUACAAGACAGAUCACCCCUCAACUCGGCCUGAGUUAGUCAAAUCGCCACCCGAAUCAGUGGUCGAUAGCAAGCAAGGGAUUGCGUCCCUUUCUGAGAAAUGCAAUGACACGGAGCCAUCUUCACCCGAGUUUAAACCAAGCGUUGACAAAACUAAACCUGAUUUAACAACUACAUUACUCGAAAUGAAUCUGCAAUUGGUUAGUGCCAUGAAGCAGGGAACCGAAACAACCACCGUUAUGAAAGCCAUGUUACAGCGGCAAGGGAUUCCGAAACCCCAGCCAAUGAAAUUUAGAGGUGACCCUGCUCAGUUUCCUGUUUUUAAGAAGCGGGUGGAGGUUUGGUUAAACGAAAGAGAGUUUGAUGAAAGAGAAAAAAUAACUCGUCUUCUCAGUUUCGUGGAAGGUGAUGCUAGAGACGCAAUUGAACAUUGUGAACUGAAAUCAAACGGUUUUAGUCAAGCCAUGAAAAUAUUAGAGUCUCAGUAUGGUCAUCCUUCUAGCGUAGUCAAAGCAUCCCUAAAACGAGUCACGGUGGGUCCUCGCAUUGAAAGGGGAGACAACAACUCUCUCGCUAGGCUCAGAAAUAAUUUACGUUCCUGUUUAGAAGUCUUAAAGGACAAUGAGAAUUACAAACACGAAAUUAAUGCAUCAUCUAACGUUGAAAGAGUUGUUGAUCGUUUGCCAAUGCACAUGCAGAUAGAGUGGGUAAAGAAACUUCCGAAAAUUCGUGAUGAGACCAAAUUGAACCCCACAUUACAGCAUGUUCUAGAGCUAGUAGAAAAACAACUCAGAAUCAUGAACGAUCCCCAAUAUGGACACAUUUUGACUACAAAGAGGAAACCAAUUGACCCCAAGAACAGGCUACCGAAACCAUCACCUAAACCACCACUUCAGAAUCAGAUCUCGACGUUGACAACAAACCUCGAAAACUCCGGCCUUUGUCCGUGUUGCAAGGGUAAACACUCACUCACAAACUGCGACUCCUUUGUUAAGAAAACACCUGAAGAGCGAUGGGAAAUCAUAAAGAAUUUAAAACUUUGCCAUUUAUGCCUAGCGUCGGGACACAUGAAGGCCCAGUGUAUAUCAACCACCAUUUGUAAAUGUAAAGCUACCUACAAGCAUCACCCACUCCUUCAUGGAAGAAUUUCGCCACCAAAGGAUAACCCUAAAUUUCAGUCUAAUGAUCGUGAAUCCUCCAAUACCACUCAAAGACAAAGAGAAACCAGAAAGGGCAGCUGGAUCUGA
Messenger RNA from Paramuricea clavata, 1590 nucleotides. NCBI's taxonomy places the organism in Eukaryota, Metazoa, Cnidaria, Anthozoa, Malacalcyonacea, Plexauridae. The record is from the annotation of a GenBank genome assembly.